Molecule: messenger RNA, 828 nt
Organism: Capsella rubella
Lineage: Eukaryota; Viridiplantae; Streptophyta; Magnoliopsida; Brassicales; Brassicaceae
Product: putative glycine-rich cell wall structural protein 1
Exons: 1
Coding region: 65-550 (161 amino acids)
Source: RefSeq, a predicted model, not a curated record
AACACUGCAAAAGCACUCUAAAUUAGGGGGGAAAUAAACAUUACCAUACAAACAAAAAAUAACUAUGUCUCUGAGUAACUCAUCAUCACUUAUUCUAAUAACUUUGAUAUUGGCCACAUCUGUCCUAGUCUCCGAGAGCCGGGUCGCAAGAAAAGACUUGGGUUUGGACCUUGGCGGGAUAGGUGCUGGUCUUGGUAUUGGUAUAGGCAUCGGUGGAGGAGGAUCCGGAUCCGGUGCUGGUGCCGGAUCUGGCUCUGGAGGAGGUGGGUCAAGCUCGUCUUCCUCAUCUAGCUCGAGCAGUUCUUCGAGCUCCGGUGGUGGUGGUGGUGAUGCGGGAUCCGAAGCAGGAUCAUACGCCGGAUCACGUGCCGGGUCUGGUUCGGGAGGACGUUCCGGGUCAGGCCGUGGAAAAGGAAAUGGAGGAGGAGGGGGUCACGGUGGAGGAGGAGGAGGAGGAGGGGGUACAGGUGGAGGAGGUGGAUCCGGUAACGGAGGAGGGUACGGUGAAGGCGGUGGAUAUGGUGGAGGAUACGGGGGUGGCGAAGACUGAACGAAGAAUAUCGCAUGCAUGCAAUAUUACAUCUGUUCAAUAUUGUGUUUUAUACGUAAUUAUAUUAUGUUAUUGGUAUGAAAAAAAUAAAGUGCUAGAAAAGUAAAUUUUCUAAAAGUGGGUGGGUAAAGGAGAUGGAAAAGGAUUCUUAUUAUGUGCUUGGUUAAAUUAUGUACUCUUCCUUCUUGGCGUUGUAGAUGUUUUACUUUUGUACUAUAAGUUGUAAUUUCCCAAUUUGAUAGUUGAAAAAAAUAAAUGUCACGUAUUUGGAUUUCCCA